Trichoderma aggressivum f. europaeum is the source of this 1446-nucleotide messenger RNA. RefSeq lists its product as uncharacterized. The record is from RefSeq and is a predicted model, not a curated record. The coding region runs from base 1 to 1446 and encodes 481 amino acids. The transcript is spliced from 2 exons. Lineage: Eukaryota; Fungi; Ascomycota; Sordariomycetes; Hypocreales; Hypocreaceae.
AUGUCACAGGAGGGACAGAUCAACAAACUCCUCACACCAAAGCAAUUAUCAGUGUUAUUAGGCCUCCUGGUUAGUGGGUGGCACGGCCUUUGGGACGCCAUCUGUUAUCGAGCGACAAGAGGAAGCAAGUUUGACGGCCCUCUUUUUGGUGUGGUUAUUACCCUGACAAUUACAACAAUCUUGGGAAGUCUUGUCAUCCCAAUUAUUGAUACCUGGUUUGGCCUCGUGGUUAUACCAAUCGAGCAAACGCAGUUACAAAUUAAUAGCCCUUCUAUUCACUCGUUUGGUCGGGGGCUUAUAAGUAGCGAUUGCACCGACAACGGGACCGGCUCUCCAUGCAACGUCAUAACAGCGAUGGGGAAAAGCUACCUUGUUUCUGCUAGCGAGGCUUUUAAAGUCUUGCACAAUGUCUCUACAAUCGAUAGAGUAAACUAUUUUCCAACAAACCAAUCACCGGCCGUUUUAUAUCUUGGAGACGCAGCAAGCUCCUCAAACGUCGACUUCAAAGCCACCACAUUCGCAGUAUCUACGCAGUGUCAACCAAUAACAUAUGACUGCACUUACAUGCAACCUAAUGACUCAAAGUUCAACUGUACACCUGCACUUACCGGCGACUUUAACACACUGUCAAGCCCGGUGGGAAUAAAGCUUUUUAGCAACUCAAGCCUCACCGAGACCUCGCCUUUCACAUAUCAGAAUCCAGUGUAUUUCGCGACUUGGGCUGUAAAAGAAGAGAUUGAUUCAAAGAGCUUUGUAAAUGACCCUGGAGUUGCCUAUCAUUCUGACGCAGUCGAAACAUUAUCUUGGAUCUUGAAUUGCUCUUCUACCGUCUAUGAAGCAACGUAUACCUGGGUGAACGAUACCGUAACAUCAUUCAACACGACUCUGGCGAAUAGCACUCUUGGUGGCAUCAUGUCUGGUCCUUUUGGCAACGAUCGUGUGAAUGCCGCAUUACAAUGCGCGGCUAACUUUGCCAGCGCCGGCAACAGCUCCGCCGACAUUGCGGAAACCACUGCAACUUUUAUGUCUCAUGCCGUGCUAUCACUAUCCGUCGGGGCUAUCAGCAGAAGAAAGAAUAUUCUUGAACAGUCUCGCUCGAAGGUACUUCUGACGAGGGUGCCAAUUAUUCCAUUUCGUCUCUUGAUUACACUCAAGGCACUUUACGUUUGUGGUAUCAUAAUAUUGGCAGCAGCCAUCAUCAUAUGGUCUCAUCCUAAAGAGGCAGUCGGGGUGAAAUCCCAGCUCACUAUUGAUGGAUUGGUAGGUACGAUAUUUAGGAAAGACAAGUUUCGCAUGCCUCUCCUGAAAAACCCGGAGGAGAUAAAAAAUGAAUCCCAAAAGAGUGAGGAGGGGGAAAUCAAAGUCGCUCUCUUGAAAACAAAGGAAGAAUGGUCAUAUGCCACAGUAUCGUUCAAGAGCGGUGAAACAGUCAUCCAGUUCAUGUAG